GGCAGAUUUAAAGUUUUCAGUUUGUUUUCAAGAUAUCAAAACUUUUCCAUCAUAAUGCAAGUCGCCUGUUUGUCAAGGAUACUUUUUAUUUGCCUCGCCCUUUUUGUUGUAAAUGACGCAAAAAAGGACCAAUGUUGUGCAAAUGACGUGUUGCAUAAAAGUAUUAAUUACCAGUUCGAUUUGAUCGACGAAAAUGCAGGAUGUGGUCGCGCGAGUUCAGGUGAAGAUAAGACAGCAUUUUUGGCCCGAUUGGAGAAAAACUUAUCUAGUCUUUCAAAGCAUUCCACUCUGAUAUUCCAGACCGUCCUUACUAAUGUUGGAGAUGGAUACAACCCCUCGCAUGGAGUGUUUACAAGUAAGCGUAAAGGUGCAUACUUCUUUUCUUGGACCACUUUGACUAAGAUAGGAAACAUGUUUCCAACAGAAAUUGUACUGAAUGGUAACCAAGUAGGGGUAAGAAACCAUGGGUAUGGGAAUAGGCAUUCUGACCAUAACCAGCCAUCUACACAAAAUGCAGUUGUUGCAAUGCAAAAAGGAGACAGGGUCUGGAUCAGGGCCUCAAUAGAUAAUGGAUACUGCUUUGCAGAUCAGUGGACCAGCUUCUCUGGAUUCGAAACAUGAAUAGUUCAAUAAACCCGUAUGGUUAAUAUAAAUCUUGUAUAUAUUUAUUUAUAACC
Molecule: messenger RNA, 677 nt
Organism: Mytilus trossulus (common blue mussel)
Lineage: Eukaryota; Metazoa; Mollusca; Bivalvia; Mytilida; Mytilidae
Product: complement C1q-like protein 2
Exons: 3
Coding region: 55-621 (188 amino acids)
Molecular function (GO): protein binding
Source: RefSeq, a predicted model, not a curated record